Arvicola amphibius (Eurasian water vole) is the source of this 1854-nucleotide messenger RNA. RefSeq names its product enolase 4 (gene Eno4). Lineage: Eukaryota; Metazoa; Chordata; Mammalia; Rodentia; Cricetidae. The record is from RefSeq and is a predicted model, not a curated record. Gene Ontology annotation, biological process: glycolytic process. Gene Ontology annotation, cellular component: phosphopyruvate hydratase complex. Gene Ontology annotation, molecular function: phosphopyruvate hydratase activity; magnesium ion binding.
AUGGGGGAAGAAGGCAGCGGCCGCAGCUGUGGGAUCACCAGGGACCUGCAGAAGCUGAAGCAGCAGGCGAUGGCGUACUACCAGGAGAACGACGUCCCCCGCAGGCUGGAAGAGCUGCUCAACGCCACCUUCUACCUCCAGCCCGCGGACGUCUACGGGCACCUGGCAAACUACUUUUCUAAACUUGCAAAGCCUCCCUCCAUAUGCAAAGUAGCGGGAAAAAUCAUACUGGAUGGACUGGGACUUCCUACUCUCCAGGUGGAAAUCUCCUGCACCAUCCAAAAUCUCCCCAAGUACAUCUGUUCCGUGGUGAUACCUGCGCACUUUGAAGUCCCAGAGAAUGCCCCUCCAGAGGUGGCGGGCGAGGAGACAGAACGGCACCUGGCAGUGAGCACAGCUCUGCAGUGGGUCAAUGAAUCCAUGACAGAGGAGCUGUGGGGUCUGGUCCCCUCCAACCAGGCAGAGGUGGACCACAGGCCUCAGGCUAUUCUUUGAAAUAAAGUACAAGAAGAUAAAGAGAGAAAAGUGGAAAGGAGCCCUGAGGAGUCAGUGCCUGUACCUCCGCCUGUAAUUCUGCCACCACCUCCUCCCCCUCCCUCCAAGAAGAAAGGGCAGAAGCCAGGGCGGAGGGACACUUUGGAAAAGCCUGUCAUCCCCCCAGAGCCCCCUGAACCCGUCCUCCACGGUAGCAUGGCCAUAGGUGCUGUUUCACUAGCAGUGGCGAAAACCAGUGCCAGUCUGGCCAGUGUUCCUCUGUACAUGAACAUUGCAUCCCUGAAGCAUGGCCAGGAGCAGCUCUCAGCGGCGACACUCACCAUGCCUCUGCUGAUGGGAUCUGUGCUCAGCUGUGGGAAGGCAUCACCUGGGAAGCUAAACUUAAUGAAGGAAGUGAUUUGCAUCCCCCAUCCUGGAUUAACAACCAAACAAGGUACAGAGCUGCUUCUGGAGAUUCAGAAACAAAUCAGCAGGGUGAUUGAGACGUAGCUCCCACCUCCAAAACCAGAGACAAAAAGGGGCAUGACAAAAGAGGCCAGGGCAGAGCCACCGAUCACGGGCAAGAUGUCCCACCUUGGCUGUCUAACUGUUAACUACGACACCAUAGAGCAGCCGCUGCUUCUUAUCCAGGGGAUCUGCGCGAACCUGGGGCUAGAGCUGGGAAUGAGCCUGCACCUGGCCAUCAACUGCGCUGCACACGAGUUAAUGGACUAUAGCAAGGGAAAGUACGAAGUGAUGGCGGGCACACACAAAAGCGUGGCUGAGAUGGUGGACCUGUACGUGGAUCUGAUCAACAAGUAUCCUGCCAUCGUUGCCUUGAUCGAUCCCUUCAGGAAGGAGGACUCUGAACAGUGGGACGGCCUCUAUACUGCUCUUGCUUCCAGGUGCUACAUCAUUGCAGGGGCUGCUUCCAGAAGCGUCUCUAAACUCCUGGCACAUAGGAACACCAGCACCCCCAAGUCCCACGGGCUGGUCAUAAACCACACAAACCAAACCACCAUGUCGGACUUGGUGGAAAUAACCCAUCUUCUCAACAGUAAAAAGCAACUCGCGGUCUUCGGGAGCACGGAGGCAGAGUCCUCUGAUGACAGCCUUGUCGAUCUGGCUGUUGGACUCGGCGCCCGGUUUAUCAAGUUGGGGGGUCUCUCUCGGGGCGAACGAGUGACCAAAUACAACCGCCUUCUCGCUAUAGAGGAAGAACUCAUCCAGAGUGGAACACGGGGUUCCAGCGAAGAACACAAUUUUUCUUUCUUCCAAGAGGAUGCUGAAAAGACACCGGCCACGAUGGCGGAGGAAACUCUUGGGCCCCUGGACUCCAUCUUCCCUACAGAAGUUGUGGAGGAAUCAGCUAAGCCAUGA